Brassica napus (rape) is the source of this 1427-nucleotide messenger RNA. RefSeq names its product B2 protein. Lineage: Eukaryota; Viridiplantae; Streptophyta; Magnoliopsida; Brassicales; Brassicaceae. The coding region runs from base 219 to 1013 and encodes 264 amino acids. The transcript is spliced from 6 exons. Gene Ontology annotation, biological process: response to endoplasmic reticulum stress. The record is from RefSeq and is a predicted model, not a curated record.
UUAAUACGGCAGUGGCAUAAAAUCGUAAUUAGUGGAGAGGAGAAAGGGCUAUUUGGGGAAGAACUAAGUCUGAAUAAAUCUACAGAUCCACCACUCAGGAGAGAGAGAGAGAGAGAGAGACUCAGUACCAAUUUCUCUGACGCGCUUCCUUCUCCGGUGUCUCAUCAUCACGUCCGGCGGAUUCCGAGAAAACGAAGAGCUAAAGGAUUUUUGAAAUCAUGGAGAGCUUCUGGCAACUGGGUGAUGAGCUACGAGGUCAGACUCAGUCAAGAGCAUCAGAGGAUCACAAAUGGUCCACUGUUGCAACCAAGCUCGCUGAGCAGACCCGGAUGAAAGGUGAACGGUUCAACAACCUCGAUCUCUCCAAAGCUGGUGGUUACUCCGACAAGUUUAGUUUCCAGGACAAUAACAACAACAUGCUGAACUUGGGUGGUAAAUACGGCAAGGCUUCGAUGCAGAGCAAUGUUUACAACAUGAAAGUUAACAAGUACAAUGGUAAUGUUGUUGCUAACAAAGAGCUGAGCAACAACAGCAAUGAUAAUAAUGCUGUUGACAAGAGGUUUAAGACUCUGCCUGCUUCGGAGACGCUUCCGAGGAAUGAAGUUCUUGGAAGGUACAUCUUUGUUUGCAACAACGAUACCAUGGAGGAGGAUUUGAAACGCCACCUGUUUGGUUUGCCUCCAAGAUACAGGGACUCUGUGAGGGCAAUAACACCUGGGUUGCCUCUGUUUCUUUACAAUUACACCACUCACCAGCUCCACGGUAUCUUUGAGGCAACAACUUUUGGAGGUACUAAUAUUGAUGCCACGGCUUGGGAAGACAAAAAGUGCAAAGGAGAAUCAAGGUUUCCGGCUCAGGUAAGGAUCAGAGUGAGGAAAAUCUGCAAAGCCUUGGAAGAGGAUUCCUUCAGGCCUGUUCUUCACCACUACGAUGGUCCUAAAUUCCGCCUUGAGCUCUCUGUUCCUGAGACAUUGGACCUGCUAGAUCUCUGCGAACAAGCUGGUUCUCCAUAAGGCCGAUCAACCUUGCAAUACCACGUUGGGAAGGAGCAUAUUGGUGUUUUGUCUGAAAUCUAUAUAUAUAUAUAUUACCGUAAGAGCGUAAGCUUGUGGGAUUUAGUUAAGAGUCGAAAGGGAGGAGUGUGUGCAGUCUUCAAGGCAAGCAAAAGGGUGAAGAGACUCUGCCGAAUAAGGGACUACUCUUGUUCUUGUUGCGUCUAAUGUGUGAGUUUGUUUGUCUGUGUGUUGUGUUGUGAGAGAUUUGAUAGCUCUUUUGAGUUAUAACAAAAGGUUUCUGUAGAAGAAUAUAUAUAGAGAGAAAGUGAGAGAGUAAACACAGAGCCAAACCAAUGGUAUGAGCUUCUGUUUGUGUUUGCUUGUGUAAGGGAGAACCUAAAUGGGAAGUUAUAACUUUUAAACUUCCGAGUC